Trichomycterus rosablanca is the source of this 3805-nucleotide messenger RNA. RefSeq names its product centrosomal protein of 95 kDa-like. NCBI's taxonomy places the organism in Eukaryota, Metazoa, Chordata, Actinopteri, Siluriformes, Trichomycteridae. The record is from RefSeq and is a predicted model, not a curated record. The coding region runs from base 64 to 2622 and encodes 852 amino acids. Gene Ontology annotation, cellular component: spindle pole; centrosome. The transcript is spliced from 21 exons.
ACAGAUAUUUUUUUGACCUAAAACGCACUCUAUAGUCCUUGGUCGAUUAAAAACAGGCUCUAGAUGGAAACCGAGGAAAGAGAUUGGGUAGAUGUGACCAAUGAUCUUCUUCACAAGUGUCACAUUAAUCUUAAGAUACAGAGGGUCACAGAAUGCGAUGCCAGUGUUUUUGUGGCCUUAUAUGAAGCUAUAUUAGGAGAAAAAGUACCAGAUUAUAUAGUCACACCAAGCAGCCAGGAGGAUGACAUUCACAAUGUACAAUCUGUAAUUGACUCGUUAGCUUUGGAUUAUCUGCAGAUCAGUUUAUCUCAUAUCACAGGGGAGAACAUAGUGACAGGAAAUAAGGAUUCCAUUCGAAACCUUCUGGAGAUCUUUGAUGGGCUGCUUGAGUAUCUUACAGAGCAACUGAGUGAGGAGGAAGAGCUGCUGAAUGGAGAGCCUAUUGGUACAGUCCACCAAGCAGAAACACAGGAGCUGGAUAAAGAUGAGAAGUUGUCUCAGACCAAUAGUACACAUUCUGUCAACCAGUCCAGCAAGUAUUCCUGGAACGGAGAUGAAUCUGAAUCAACCACUGAACUUAUUCGGCUGGGUGAUUCUGCUCGUACGUUUACCACUACGAAAGAAGUGCAUCCCAGUACUCCACCUUCGGUAGUACCUAAUGAAAAGGCGCAGAGUAAUCCUGAUCCACCUGCAGCUCUGCCAAUUCAACCUCAAGAACCGGUACAUUCAGCCAUUCCACUGCAACCACCCCAGCAGACCACUCCACGUCGGACGGGGACACACUCAUCUCCUUCAUGUUCUCCACCUGCCACUGAAAGAACUGAGGACAACUCAGAUGAUACGAACAAACAGAAUGGUCAUUUCUCUGAGUGUAAUGGUGUUCAGACAAAUGGGAUCCACUCAUCCUCUGCAGUAAGCGAGAAAUCUGUGCCUAGUCUACAAGAAAAUCAGCCCAAGGCAUUAAGGAAACAAGAUGAGGGGGCUGCUGAAGGAACACGACGAGUCCUAUUCCGUACUCAGCCAGAUGUGCUUCUACUGUCGCUCCCACGUGAUACGAGUGAGGUGGAGUACACUCACAGACAUAACGGGGUGGAAGAGGAGCAGAGUGAUGAACAGCCGCACAGCUCCGGCUCAUCGUCUGGUAGACAGAGGCACCACAGGAGCAGGAGACUGGUUAAGCAAAGUGAAGACCCGUUGUGCAGACGCAGUCAAAGAAACCGACAGGCUGAGCAGGAGCUGCAGGAGAUGUCUGAAAAACUAGCUCGCAGGCUUGAGGAUCUUGACCUGAUGCUGAAAAGAGCUUUGGGUGAAACAGGAGAGGGGUCAAAGCCCCCAGAAGAGGACAAACACUCCCACCACAGUGACAGUGUCAUGGAGUGUAGACAUGCCCCCAGACCCACAGAUAAUGCCAGUGUGGACAGACCAUCCCGUACACGCUCGCUUUCUCCUUCUCCUUCACCUGUACGUAAUUCCAGACAGGGCCCGCUAGAGGGCGCUCCGCUCACACACUCCCGGCGACACACAUUCCGACGGCGGCACGCAGAGCUACAAGACCUUCAGAGCAACCGUGGGAAAAGCCAGAUGGUGGCCGAAGCGUACGAGGCAGAGCUGAAGCAUUUGGAUGAGCAGCAAAGAGUAGAAGUGGCCAUCGAAAGACUCAGAGCUCAGAAAGCUGAACAGAAGUAUAGGGAGGCCAUACGUAAAGAAGCAUCUUGUGUUUCCAAGUCUUCUCAGGCCCACAGAUCAAAACUGAAGACCUCAAACAGAAGCUCACACCCCAGAGCUGCAGCACCUAGCCGGCCACGCAUUCAAACCCGCAAAACAGCGCCAUUGCGGGUAAAGGAGAACGACAUGUUACCGACUUUGUUAGAGGAUUUUCCACCACUGCGUUUCUCUCCUCACACCGUCUCCCACAUGUGGAAGCAGCAGCUACGGCAGGUCGAACAACUCGGUGCUCUGAACAGCCAGCGCAGACACGCCCAAAAACUCACCAACCAGCUAGAAGAGGCUCACAAAAGACACAACCUGCUCAUGGAGAUAAUUUGCAAAGAGCAGGAGCACAGCCGUCGCCUGAGAGAUUUUCGGGAGAGGAUCCAGCAGCAGAAAUCUGCUCAGAAUAAGCUGCAUGAGCAGAGACAGCAGGUGGCCCGCGCCCGCAAAUACCACAACGAUUACCACGUCCAGCUGCGCGCCCGACGUCUCAGAGCCCGCACACGCGAAGAGAGAAUGUUUCGGCAGGUGUUUGAGGAAGGACUGGAGCUGCAGAAAGCUCGCUUAAGAGAACAGCGAGCAUACUCUAAAGAACAGCGACUUGAGCAUGACCGCAAACACAAAGAUGAAAUCGAAACUAUGGAGAACUACUACAGAGACCAGUUCUCCAUGUUGGCUGAAAAACUCGCUGUGGAGCGGGAAGAGAUACAGAUGCGUAAGAAUGCCCAAGAGAAGGCUUUGCAGAAGAUGAAGCGUGAGCUGAGAAACAAGAUGGAGCGAGAGAUACAGGAGCUACAGGAGAUCAUUGUUCAUGAUGAUGAGGAAGAUUAUUUCCGUAAACUAGAGGUGGACCGGAUGCGCAGACGGGUGCAGAUGGCCUCAUUCCAGUAUAGCACCAACUGCACACAUUGACUCCAGGUCGGUGAGGACCGACUAUAUUAGGAGAGAAUUAUUACCAAGGGCUGAUCUAAGACCAGUCUUAACUUUACCUCACAACAGGCUCAAGGGUUCUUAGUGUUUAAAUACACGAUAAAUACAGAUUGUCACACACAGGCUUAUAUAUAAGACAAUUCAUGUAUUAGAACAUUGGACAGAAUACCAGAAUCCCAACUAGGGGUGACUAAUAUGGCACAAAUAUCCUCAACUGUGAUUUUAGGGUUUACUGAUCUUGUACUUAUGUUUAUUAGCCAUUUUAUGAGCUAUAUCUUAUUUAGGGAUUGUACUUUGUUGUUGUUCAUAUACUGAUUGUAGCCUAUGUGUUGCUCAGUACAAUAUGUCACCCCUUCCUGGCCAUUAAGUUAUAAAAAUGUACCUUCCAUUCGGACCACUCUCAGCAUUGCUGUUAUGUGGUUAUACUGGUAUGAGUGUAUAAGGUGCAUUAAUUUUUAAAUAUUUUUAAUCAGCUCAGUGUUAAUGCUGGUAGGAAAAUAGGAUACUGUUGGUUUUGUAUUUCUGACUGGAGAACUGUGAUAGUGUCCACUAAUAGAUUAUAGAUUAAUUAACAAUUCUGUGUCAAAAAAGCCUACAAGUACUAACAUGGCAUGUGUUCCUAAUGAAGAGGCCCUUUAGUGUAAACACUAUUUAAAAAUCCUAACAACAUAACUGUACCUGAUACCCUUCUAUCAGAGCAACACACACUACAAUGGCAUUAGCAUAUUAAAAAGCUCCUUUUCAUUGAUGGAUGGUGUACAGGAGGAGUGACAAAGUAUACAGAGCAACACAUGGGCUACAGUUAGUAAUUGUAUACUCAAAAAGUGCAUCUAUUUGCUAGAUGUAGUUUAUAAAAUGGUACAUGGUUGCAUAUACAAGGUAGGUAAUUCCUUGUGUUGGAGUGGUUGGAGAGGGUACACUUAUCACAAUAUUUUAAGUAACUAUACAAAUCAAGUGCUGCUAAAACUGUAGCUCUGCAUAAAACAAUAGUGUGGAGGUGAUGUUAGAAUAAUAAAAAAUAAGAUAAUGUACAAUUGAUAUUACUAUGUGAAUUAGAGCUAUUACAGUCUAUUAGCAUUAGACCCUUAUUAUAUUACGGUGUGCUAAACCAGUACAUACAGCAUCCAAAAAUCUAAGUUGACAGUAUGUCCACAUUGUUAGAUAA